Messenger RNA from Pelobates fuscus (common spadefoot toad), 968 nucleotides. It is a transcript of the gene TASL, whose product is annotated as TLR adaptor interacting with endolysosomal SLC15A4. The record is from RefSeq and is a predicted model, not a curated record. The coding region runs from base 84 to 968 and encodes 294 amino acids. NCBI's taxonomy places the organism in Eukaryota, Metazoa, Chordata, Amphibia, Anura, Pelobatidae. Gene Ontology annotation, biological process: regulation of toll-like receptor signaling pathway. The transcript is spliced from 2 exons.
CCUAAAUGCUUGUUGAAUCAGUGAAGCAGCUUGGGCAAGCAUUCUCUAAACUGUUUUGCCUGCAUUGCCACUAGAUCUCAGAAAUGCUGUCUGAAGGACAUCUUUACAGGAUCCAAAGUUGGUAUGAAGAUGAUAUGUAUCAUGAGAGAAAACUGUCUGAGUCACCAAACGAGCUAGCAGGUGUAUGCGGUCUGAACUACUCAUCUGUGCAAAACUCAAGAAGCAGGAAAUUCUUGCAUAAUUUUUGCUCUGGAGGAAAGCAUGCAUCUGGGGUACAGUCUGUGGAAACCACACAAAACAAAAUGCUGAGAGAUCUGAUACACCAUGAGACUGAAAAUGUUUCAUUCGAAAGGGAAACAUCACCCUCUUUAGAUAUUUUCAAUGCUUCAUCUACCAAUAAAGAAACCUUUCUGGUUCCAUCUUCUUGUAAAAAUAUAUGCAGAGAUUAUAAUGACUUGCAUAUAGCUGGAGACCAUGUGAUGGCUAUGAACUCAAUGCCUAGCAACUACACUUGCAACAGUAGUUUUGAAUUCUGUGAAGGGCCAUUUUUAGAGUCAUCACAAAUCCCCCCAACUCUAGAGUCCAUAAGUGUGGUGAGCGAUGACUUGUCCAAAAAGCCUUCAAAAGGAGAUGCACAAUGUUGGAAAGGUGGUAGCAUGAAGGACAAAAGCAUCAUUCACCAGGAACAGCCACUCUCCAAUUCAAUCCUCAAUGAGUACUUGGAGCGAAAAGUCAUUGAACUUUACAAACAGUACAUCAUGGACUGCAGUUCACCACCUGAGCGUAUUAUAGCAUCAGAACUGGUGAUGAACAAUGUUCAGCAGAUCAGCAUGCAGCUGUCACGGGAACAAAAUAUGGAGACCAACAAGGCCAAAGAUAUGGUCCUCAAUUAUUUAUUGAGAUUGGCCAGUGAGAAGCAGUCCAUCGUAAUCAGCACUCCCGAUCUGCAGAUCUCAACAGACCAAUAA